Messenger RNA from Mucor velutinosus, 2175 nucleotides. RefSeq names its product BTB/POZ domain-containing protein kctd3 (gene KCTD3). Gene Ontology annotation, cellular component: nucleus. Bases 1 to 2175 code for a protein of 724 amino acids. The transcript has 9 exons. The record is from RefSeq and is a predicted model, not a curated record. Gene Ontology annotation, molecular function: mRNA 3'-UTR binding; nuclease activity. Lineage: Eukaryota; Fungi; Mucoromycota; Mucoromycetes; Mucorales; Mucoraceae.
AUGCCUAUUCGCCAUUUCGAUAUUUUCACGGCGGAACGUCGAUUGAUACAGACAUCAGCAGUGACCCAGCUCAAAGACACACGAUUAGGCAUCGAUGGUAACUAUUGGCUUCGCAAAAUUGUGCUCAAGGAAAACACAGUUGCUGCCAUGGGCGGUUUGCCAUUGAGGCUAACAGCAUCCAUCGAAAAAGAGUUGGAAGGAUUCAAGGCAAGUGGCAUUCAACCGAUUUUCGUCUUUUCAGGUCUCUCGAUUUUACGCAAGGAUAAGCCCUUUUCAACAGAGGAUUCUCGUCCUAGUCAUCGUGCCGCAGGUUGGGAUUUUUAUGAUCGAGGAAAAUUGGAUUUGGCCCUGAGUAAUUGGGCUAGCAGUAGUGGAAUACAUUCAGCCGAGUUACUGAAUACCGUUCUUUCGAUUUUAAACAAGCACCACAUUGAAUUCAUUCGUGCACCUUAUUCUUCAUGGGCUCAGCUAGCGUAUAUGUACACCCAUCCAAAACAACUCGUGAAUGCGGUCUGUGGUGGCUCAGAGUUACUGAUGUGGGAUAUCGACAAGAUGAUAACAAGCAUUGAAUUCGAAAAAGGAAAUUACCAUUGGGUCAGCAAAAGAACAGUGCUCCAAGAUCUACAUGUAUCUGACGAGCAGUUCUUGGAUAUCUGUAUCUUGGCUGGAUUCGAGUAUUGUCCUACUUUUCCUCCUCUUAGUACAUCGCACGUCAGCUUUACUUUUAAUGGUGUUCACGAUCUGAUCAAACAACACAAGACUGGAUUCAACGCAGUGCAAGCAUUUUCAGACAACCCAACCGUUUCAAAGACCAACUACAUUGACACUUUCUGUCGUACACGCUGUGCCGUCAAAUACCACCUAGUGAUUCACGAUGAUGGAGAAGUCAAACCACUCAACAUUGACAAUGCACCCAACGACAUUCACGAAUUUAUUGGCUACCGCCUGCCUGAUGAAUUGUAUUACUACCUGAUGCGAGGUUUAAUUGGACCUCAAUCCAUCAAUAGUCUUGUCUCUGGUGUGUUGAUUGAAAGUGCUCCUUUAGAUAACGGCGAAUCCAUCGAAUAUCAAAACUUCCUGACUCAAUUGCUCAACAUGCGCACACAGACACUCAGCUUAUUGACGCAACCACUUCAUCCUUUCUACAAAACUCGUAAAAUUGCGAGCUAUUUCUGGUUUGAACCUACUGUGGAACAAAUCAUGCAUCACCAGCCUACAGAGGGAAACGCUACCACUCGAGUCGAUGCUACAGCUCUGAAUACGAUAUACGAAAAGACCAGUUCCUGGAAUGUGACCAAUGAAUUUGUUGAAGCAGAAUUAAAGCACCAAAAGACAUCUGUCAUUGAUAUUCAAUUCUGUAUUCAUGCCGUUGAGAAUGAAACAAAAGCUCAGAAAACCAUCACUCAACCUCAUCCCGAACAACCACUGGUCGAUAAGAACGAGAUUGUGGCCAAUGUGUUAUGGAAGACACUAGAGAUCAGAGAUUUCUUGACAUCAUCCAAGCACAUUUAUACACCAUGGGGCCAAGCACUCUCUAUGGCCUUAAAGUCCAACAGCAGCCUGCCAACACAGGAAGCCCUUUUGACAGUACUAGAAUUGGUGCGAUUCCAAGUAUUGACAAACAAGGAAUAUAGCAAGACGUACUCUCACCCGCUUGGCGAUGAAUCACAAAAGAAGCACAUCACCCUACUUUCCCGUGCAUUCUCAUUAUUACCCAUGGACCUCAAGAGCGCUCCUUGGUCUGGUCCUUUGAAUCGUGAUUUGUUAGUAUUCAAUAGUUUUGUCAAGGCACUUAAUCGUAGCUACCGAAAUCUAUUGGAAAUGUUGACCUUGUCCUUCUUUUUGAAUGGGCUGGUGCAAAAGGACAGAGACGACUAUUAUCAAAUUGCAGACAGCCUCCCUUACUUGGCAGAUGUAAAUGUUGCUUUAGGUCUUGUUUGCAAGCAUUACUUGGAAAGAACAGUAGAAGGACAAUCUGCGGCGGAAGCAUUAGCAUCAACCGAAAAAGCAUUUCCUACAUGCCAUUCAGUUAAAUCCGAUUUGGAAAAGGGCUUUGCGUUCUGGAAGCAGCUCUACACAGCUAUUGAAUCACUUGACAAGGCAAAAUCCGUUGAAAAGUCCACGUUUGAGAUGUUUCAAGGUGCCAAUGAUUGGCUUCAAAAGGUUAAAUUCUAA